Camelus dromedarius (Arabian camel) is the source of this 4658-nucleotide messenger RNA. It is a transcript of the gene EVC2, whose product is annotated as EvC ciliary complex subunit 2. The record is from RefSeq and is a predicted model, not a curated record. Bases 329 to 4204 code for a protein of 1291 amino acids. The transcript is spliced from 22 exons. NCBI's taxonomy places the organism in Eukaryota, Metazoa, Chordata, Mammalia, Artiodactyla, Camelidae. Gene Ontology annotation, cellular component: ciliary membrane; plasma membrane protein complex. Gene Ontology annotation, biological process: smoothened signaling pathway.
AACUGAGUAGGCAGUACUGGAGAGGCACUGGGAGCUCCUAAAGUCUUUGGGAGCAGGAGUCACCCGAUCUGAUUUUGGGAGUGUCCCCGGAUGGGGCGCGAGCAAACCGAAGUGCGGCCGCGCCAGCCUCGCUCCCUCCCUCCCGCGUCCGUCUCGGUCCCGGGCCGCCUCCGGGCCCGCCAAGCCCAGAGGCCGGAGUCUGUUCCAGAAAACUUUCCGCGGAGGCUCGCACUGAGCAUGCUCGGCGGCGGGGCGGGCCUGGGGUCCGGAAGCUGCCCCGACUCCGCCUGUACCCGCGAAUUUGGGGGUCGCUGGUCCCCGGCGGGCGAUGGGCACCCGGGGGCGCGCCACGUGGGUGCUGGCCGGGGGCCUCCUGGCCGCCGCCUCGGCGCUGCUCGCGGAGCCCGAGGACCGAGGACGGCCCCCCGCGGGCCCAGGCCCCUUCCGGCGCCCCCUCGGCGCGCAGCCUCCCGCGGGUGCCCCCGCGGCUCCCGGGGCGGGGCCCGAGCGCAGCGCGCAGGACUUGCCCCCUAUGAUGUGGCCCAGUGUGGAGAGCUCUCACUUUAAGACGACAGUGGACGCACCAUUUGGACUGAAAUUCAAUAAGAAAAUUGAGGUCUCGACCCCACCCAGGACUUCUGCAGCCACCAGUGGGUUGUGGCUUCAUCCCGUGUUUGCUUUUACAGCCUUCCUGCCCAGGAAGACCUUGUUUAAAAGAGAGUCUGCUGUAACACAUCUCUUGUAUGGGGACAUUUCAAGAGACAUUCAAGGAACUUCUGAGAAUGGAGUCAUUUUUCAGAAAUGUGCAGUGAGCGAGUGGCCGGUGGCCCACAUACAACUGCUGGUGAACAACACCAGGACGCCCGCGGCCGCCAACCUCUCUGAUCUGCUCCUGUUGGACAACAUCACUGGCCUGACCGUUAGGGAAUCGACUGGUAACCAGACCUCAAGAGGGUUCCAGGCUUUCAGGAAGAAGUUUCUGCAAGUCGGGGACUCCUUUUCGGUCAGCUACACAGCCUCGCUGGAGGUGGAAGACGUCGAGGGUGGAGAGGUCCUGAUGCUGCCUGCCCGGCUCUCCUUCCAGACUUCAUCCCCGAAUAGAAUACAGCUAGAAGCCCUUUUCACCAUAACAACAGAAGAAAAGGUAACGGUCCUGCCAAACCACGGCCUCCACGCGGCCGGGUUCUUCGUGGCCUUCAUCCUCUCCCUUCUGCUGACCUGGACUGCGCUUUUCUUCAUGGUUCGAUAUCGGUGUUUGAAGGGAAGCCUGCUUACCAGACAUCAGGGCCAGCAUCACGAGAGCAAGCUGGAGCACUCCCAGUUCACAGCGGAUGGUGUGAAUGAAGACCUUGCUCUGAAUGACCAAAUGGUAGACAUUCUGUCUUCAGAGGACCCCGGGAGCAUGCUCCAAGCCUUGGAAGAGUUGGAAAUUGCAACCCUGAAUCGAGCUGAUGCAGAUCUAGAAGCUUAUCGAACCCAAAUCAGCAAAGAUAUCAUUGCCCUUCUACUGAAAAAUCUGACCAGCCGUGGUCACCUCUCCCCUCAAGUGGAGAGGAGGAUGGGUGCUGUUUUCAAAAAGCAGUUCCUGUUGCUGGAGAAAGAAAUCCAGGAGGAGUAUGAUCGGAAGAUGGUGGCCUUGACAGCUGAGUGUGAUCUGGAAAUGAGAAAGAAGACAGAAAGCCAGUACCAGAGGGAGAUGGCGGCAAUGGAGGAAGCAGAAGAGGUGCUGAAACGUGUUAGUGAGAGGUCCGCCGCCGAGUGCAGCGGCCUCCUGCGGAGCCUGCACGGGCUGGAGCAGGAGCACCUGAGGACGUCGCUGGCUCUGCAGCAGGAGGAGGACCUGGCCAAGGCGCACCGGCAGCUGGCCACUUUCCAGAGAAACGGGCUGCACAGCAUCUUUUUCACCCAGAUAAAAAGCGCUAUUUUCAAAGGGGAACUGAAGCCGGAGGCCGCUAAACUGCUGCUGCAAGAUUACUCCAAAGCACAGGAGAAUGUAGAAGAGUUAAUGGACUUUUUCCAGGCCAGUAAGAGAUAUCAUCUAAGUAAAAGAUUUGGUCACAGGGAAUACCUGGUCCAGAACAUACAGUCAUCAGAGACCCGUGUGCAAGGCCUGCUCAGCACUGCUUCUGCUCAGCUGAGCCUCCUCAUCCAGAAACAUGAGAGGGCAGGCUACCUGGAUGAAGAUCAGAUGGAGGUGCUGUUGGAGCGGGUUCAGACAGAAGUCUUUUCUAUCAAACAGAAGUUGGACAAUGACUUAAAGCAGGAAAAGAAGAAACUCCACCAAAAAUUAAUAAUGAAGAGAAGACGGGAGAUGCUGCAAAAGCACCGGGAGCAGCGGAAGGAGCAGCUGUCCGUCGGCGAAGCCUUUGGCGCGGCCGAGGAUGCCGGCCGGUACCUGGGCCGGUGGCGGAGCCUGGUGGCCGAGCACAGCGCCGCCCUGGAGGAGCUGCAGGAGCACCUGGACCAGGCGGCCCUGGACGAGCUCAGGGCCCUGAGCCUCUCGCUGUCCGAGAGGGCCACGGAGGAGCUGCGGCGCCUGCAGACCUCGGCCGUGACCCAGGAGCUGCUCAAGCGCGGCGUGCCCUGGCUCUUCCUGCAGCAGAUCCUGGAGGAGCACGGCAGGGACCUGGCCGCCCGAGCCGAGCAGCUGGAGGGCGAGGAGCGGGACCGGGGCCAGGAGGGCGUCCAGGGCGUGAGGCAGAGACUGAAGGACGACGCUCUGGAGGCCGCCACGGAGGAGCAGGCGGAGCUGAGACGCUGGGAGCGCUUGGUCUUUAGGAAGCUCUGCUCCUCCCCCUUCUCCCUGUCCGAAGAGGAGCUGCUCCGCAUGAGGCAGGACGCUCACGGCUGCUUUGCUCAGAUGGACAGGACCCUGGCCCUCCCCAGAAUCCGGGCCCGAGUCCUGCUGCAGCGAUUCCAGACCGCGUGGCGAGAAGCAGAGUCCUCGAAGCUGGACCAGGCCCUGGCCGCCCCUGAGCUGCAGCUGCAGUCCAAGGCCAGAAAGCCGCGCUCCAAGAGCAAAAGCAAGAUAGACCUUCUGAAGAAGUGCAUUGAAGAUAAAAUUCAGCUCUUUGAGGAGCAGGCCCCCGAAGACCUGGCUGAAAAGGUCCGAGGAGAGUUGCUCCGGGAGAGAGUGCAGCAGCUGGAGGCCCAGGAGGGGCGCUUUGCCGAGUCCCUCGUCUCCCUGCAGUUCCAGAAGGCGGCCAGGAUGGCCAAGACGCUGUGGGCCUACACCGCCCUCCUGACCCUCCAGGACCUGCUCCUGGAGGAGCUGAGCGAGUCGGAGACCCUGACCAAGGCGGCCUGCGCACAGAUCCUGGAGUCGCACAGCCCGGAGCUCCAGGAGCUGGAGAGGAAGCUGGAGGACCAGCUGGCACACCAGGAGGCAGCCCAGCUGCAGCGGGCCCUGGCCAGCCGGCAGCAGUGGGCGGGCGAGGGGCCCGGGCUUCUGCAGGAGCCGGAGGAGACGGACUCUGAAAGGCAGGUCUCCGCGGUCCUGCGGCGAGCCCUGAGCAGGGGUCAGAAGUUACUGGAGCACCACCAGCAGAGUUUGAGAGAGGAGCAAGAGAGCAGUGUUGUGCUUGAAGACCUGCUGGAGAAUAUGGAGGCCGACACCUUUGUGACCCUGUACGGCCAGGAGCUGAGACUGGCCUCCUACCUGUCGAAGCUGACGAUGGUGCCGGGGGGCACGCUGCGCCGGCUCCUGAGCGUGGCUCUGCCCGCAGCCUCCCAGCCUGAGCUGCUGGCCGUGCUGGACUCCAUCGGCCAGAAGCAUCAGGACCACGUGGUGGAGAAUGAUGGCGGCGGGGUGCAGACCGACCUGGGCAGGAGGCGGAAACACCAGGGCUGGUGGCAGGACUUGGAGAGCAAACUUCGAGGAGAACUGAUAAGCAGAGGAUUAGAAAAGAUGCUCUGGGCUCAGGAGAGGAAGGAGCGCAUAUUAAAGAAGACGUGUCCCACUCUCAGAGAGAGGAUGGCAUUCUCUGGAAAAGGAAGUUGGCCGCACCUGUCCCUGGAGUCCGUCGGCGAACUGGCCCCAGUGCCCAUUGUAGGGGCAGAAACCAUUGAUUUAUUCAACACCGGCGAAAAGCUCUUUAUCUUCCGAAAUCCCAGGGAGCCGGAGAUCUCACUGCAUGUCCCCCCCAGGAAAAAGAAGAACUUUCUAAAUGCCAAAAAGGCCACUUGGGCCUCAGGCAUGAACUAGCCCAAAGGAGUCUGAAGACAGAUUUGCUUUCUCCUGCCCGUGUGUGUGUGUGUGUGUGUGUGUGUGUGUGUGUGUGUGUGUGUAAUGUACAACCUGCAGAUGUAAACUGCACGUGCAGAAGACACAGACACCCCCCAACCCUCGCCUUCCCUCCACGGCUCUCAGUGACUCAGUUUAAUCUGGUCUUGUGCGUUCCCAGAUGGGCCACUCUCUUCAGCAUCACAAGGGACAUGAAGAGACAGAGGCCCAGCCUGUGAACGCUGGUUGCUUUCAGUCCCACCUCGCCGAGGGUCUGGAGGAGACCCCAGCCCCCACUCACAUCCCCGCAACGUCUGCCUGCAGGUUGGGCUGUGUGUCAGAGGCCACGCUCUCCGUUCUUACGUUGUAUGUUUCUUACAUGUUCUUUUUUUAUCAAGGGAACUUCUGAAAAUAAAUGCAUUUGAUGCAAAGCUCU